Strongyloides ratti is the source of this 1467-nucleotide messenger RNA. RefSeq names its product Nitrogen permease regulator 3-like protein. Lineage: Eukaryota; Metazoa; Nematoda; Chromadorea; Rhabditida; Strongyloididae. The transcript has 2 exons. The record is from RefSeq and is a predicted model, not a curated record. Gene Ontology annotation, cellular component: GATOR1 complex. Gene Ontology annotation, biological process: TORC1 signaling; positive regulation of autophagy; negative regulation of TORC1 signaling. Bases 1 to 1467 code for a protein of 488 amino acids.
AUGGAGUUUCUUCAUAAAGAUAACGAGAGUGAUAAACCUGUUGCUGUGGUACUUACGGCAAAAUGGGGUACUGAAUGUCAUAUUUUAUAUAUUCAUAGUUUAUGUGUUCCUAAAUUAUUUAAAAUAAUGGAAGAAUUAAAAGUUGAACCUGAUAGUUUAGCUGAAUAUUUAUUACCAUCAAAAAGUAAUAGAAAUCUUCCAUAUGAAGCAAAAGCAGAAGGAAUUUUAUUUGUUGGAUAUCCAAAUUUAAUUGAUCAUACAACUAUAUGUAUUGGUAUAACAUGGAUAUUAGAUGGAAAUGUUGAUAAAAAUUUUAUUCAUUCAUAUCAACAAUUAAGUAAAAGACUUUGUCAUGCUAUAUCUGUUGAAGAAACUAGAUCACGAGGAUUAUUACAAAAAGAAGUUGAAAGUAUUGUAUCAGCAACACCAAAAUAUUCUGAAGAAAUUUAUAAAAAUAGUUUUCAAGUUUAUUUUAGUGAAACAAUUUUAACAGCAAGUAGUUUUGCAAGAACUCUUAAAGAUGUAUACAAUCAAAUAUGGUAUACUGGACUUGUUCAUACAUUUGUAAAUAAUAAUGUUGAGUUAGGAUUUGUUUUGGCACAAAGUAUUCCUGAAUUUACUCUUAAUGUUCCUAAUAUUGCUUGUAGAGAUAUUAAUGAAUUAAUGAGAAGAAUAAGACCAUAUCAUACAAUUGUUUUAAUGAAAGAUAUAAUGCCUUCAUUAGAUUGUAGUCCAUUAAUUGAUCAAUUAGUUAGAUUUUUAACACCAGAAAAAAGCUUUAAUACAGUAGCAACUGAAAGAGGAAUUUCUAUUGGGCAAAUAUUUUUAACAAUACGAAAUCUUUUAACAUGGGUACCAUGUUCAAUUAUUUAUCCUAUAUGUAUGAAUAAUGUUUAUACAUCAUCAUUAGAUUUAAAUUAUAGUGAAAGCCUUCUUCAAGAUAUAGCUAAAGAGUAUGAAGGUGUAAAUGUUUAUAAAAUUAUUGCUGCUUUUUCACCACCAUGUACAUUAAGAGAUUUUUUAUCAAAUAAUUCAGAUGAAAAUACAGGAAAAUAUGAUUUAAAAAGUUUAUUUAUUUGCCUUUUAAAAUAUCGUUUUAUUGUUCAAUUACAUGAUUAUUAUGUAGCAACAUUACCAUUCUCGGAUAAAAAACCUUUACCACCUCAGGAUACACAAUUUUACAAAGAUCUUCAGAUUUUUGUUAAUAAACAUAGUACUUUAACAAAUGAUUUCACACCAUUUCUUUUAGAAAUUGGGGUAAAAUUAAAUGAGGAACAAGAUUAUGAUUUGGAUAAAAUUAAAGAAAUAAUGUUAAUGUUUUUUAAUAUUGUUAAAAAUUAUAAUGAACCUGAACAUUUAGAAGGAAUUAUUUUUAGAACUGGAUUAUUAAGAGAAACAGUAUUAAGAAUUUUAGAUUUUUUUAAAGAUAUAGUAUGUUCAUAUUGUACUACUAAUCUUAUUCCAUAA